Messenger RNA from Durusdinium trenchii, 1524 nucleotides. Lineage: Eukaryota; Dinophyceae; Suessiales; Symbiodiniaceae. The record is from the annotation of a GenBank genome assembly.
AUGGCAAAAGCCAAGGCUAAACAACCGCAGGCUGCAGUCCAGGUGCGCAAGUCUGCUCUCAAAAAGCCAGGGGGUGAACCAAAGCCAGAGAAGCGGGUAAAGAUUGAUCCUGCAAUCAAGAUCAUGAAAGGAUCAGAAAAGAAAGGCACAAAGAGCAACGAUGGUCACAAGGAUGACAAGAAAAGAAAGGCAGACAAGAUCAAGGCUGAUGUUCUGAAGGUUGCGGAAGAAGCGAACCGCCAGAAAGCGAAGACUGCCAAAGGUUCCAAGAAGGUGUCUGAUGGCAAUACCAAGACAGAGGACAAGAAGAAGGCAAAGGAAAAGGCCAUGGCAGAAGAGCAGCAGACCAAACACAAGGAUCCCCAGGAGCCACAGGAGACAAAGGAGAAGAAGCCCAAGAAGGAAGAAGCGAAGAAGGAGGUCUCCAAGAGCACCAAGGAGGAGAAGAUGGCCCACAAGAAGAAGGACUCUGAUAAGAAGACCAAGACAAAGCAGGAUGAGACUGCGAAGACCAAAGAGGCAAAGAAGGAGAAGAAGACUGAGGAGAAGAACAAGGAUGGCAGCAAGAAACAAAAGAAGGAUGAUGGGGAGCAGAAGGAAAGGUUGAAAAGGUUACAGGAAGCUGCCUUGCGAUGCAGCGUGCCUGCCCCAUCAACACCGCCCAGGAAGCGGCACCGAAUGAAGUCGCCAGCAAGCAGCCUGGGCACUGUUCAGACUGAUGCAAGUUCUGAGCAUUACGCAGAGAAGCAGGCCAAGGCUAUGGAAGCCCUUGGUGACAAGUUGGAAGAUGCUGCUCUACUUGCUAGUGUCAGGGCUGAGUUGGAUGCAACUGACAUGCUGGGCCUGCUUGAUGACCUCAAAGACCAUGCAAAAGCACCGUCCACAUCGGAGAGCAAGCAGUUGGCAAAGCUCGGCGAGGUUGGGGAGGCUGAGAACAAGCUUCGCAAGAGGGCAGCAAAGCAGCUUGAGCAGGAAAGUGAGGAGGAGGGUGAGGGUGAAGAAAAAGAGAAGGACGCCUCUGAUGAAGAGAGCCAGGAUGGUAGCGAAGCUUCAGAAGAAGACGAAGAAGUCGAAGCAGAAGCUGAUGAGCAAGAUGACAAAAAAGAUGAAGAUGAAGAAGAUGGUAGCGACAAGGAUGAAAACGCAGAAGACUCGGAGGAGGAUGAGGCCAGCGAUGCUGAAACGGAAGGUACAACGCACAAGAAGGAAUGGGGCCGCUUUGAUCGACAAACCAAGGGAGGUGCGUUCCCUACUGCGCUCAUGCCUUUCCUGCGAAAGAAGAAGGCUGACCUUUUUGGCCUUUGGUUGGACCAUGAAGGUGAUUGGGACAAAGUUGUGGUCGAAGUGGAUCGUUUGCAAUCCACUACCAAUUUGAACCGGAAGCAGUGGACGGCCAUCCAGGCCAAAGACCUACAAAAGUCCAUGCCUGAGGACCGCUUCAAGGAACUCAUCAAGAAGCGACAGGAGCAGGGGCUGUAUUACGCUGAUGAGGAUUGGCCGGAAGAUCCCCAGGACUGUGGUUGA